Molecule: messenger RNA, 858 nt
Organism: Mesorhabditis belari
Lineage: Eukaryota; Metazoa; Nematoda; Chromadorea; Rhabditida; Rhabditidae
Source: the annotation of a GenBank genome assembly
AUGGAACCUCUCCCGGCUCCAUCAUACAACCCCAACGAAAUCUCGCAAAUUUGCAAGCGAUCCGCUGACAAAGAAGAUCUCACUUGUAUUCCUGGAUUUAUUCCUUUUGAAGCAAAAUAUGUUAUCUCUCCAAGAUACAAAAUAGCGACUUGUUCCAUCCAGAAAUCGAUGUCGACCGUGAUGAGGGGAAUCAUGUGCUAUCUCUUCAAUGAGACAAGAUUCAAAGAUGCUGGGAGGCAAAUUUUGAAAGAAACUCACGGUGUUAGGUUUUGUGCCAACAAAAACGAGUACACAUCAAGCAAUCAGAAACGAGCGAAAUUCAAUUUGACUGGCGACUGGCGGCUAUUGAUGAUUUCGAGAGACCCGGUGGAUCGAUUUUUAAGUGGUUUUCUCGACAAAUGUAUUAGAAAACCGCAGGGCGCUGGUUUUUGCAAUGGAUGCGGUCGAAAUAUGACUUGUUUCCUUAUUACCGAAUACGAUCGAAUCAAGCGACAAAUCAGGGUGAACAAAUUCCCGAGAACGUUCGAUGAUCAACAUUUCUUCCCGCAAACUUGGCGUUGCGAUUUGGACAAAGAACGCCAUCGCUACAAUGUUCUCCGUUAUUCAUCCGAUGCAUCGGGCAGCUUUCUCAAUGAGCUCUUGGCACAGCUAAAAGCACAAAAGAUUCCAGAUGAGACUCUCAAAUUUAUAAGGGAUCAACUCUCGGAGGGACGAACGAUUCACAGUACGGUCGAUUCCGAUGCAAGAAAAUUCCUCGAAAAACGCCUUCGCGGGAGCCCAUUUCUGAUGGAACACAUCGUGCGAAUGUUUUACACCGAUUUUCAAUAUUUUAAUUACUCAUUGCCAAGCGGAUUUCAC